Messenger RNA from Chanos chanos (milkfish), 1050 nucleotides. It is a transcript of the gene paqr6, whose product is annotated as progestin and adipoQ receptor family member VI. Bases 16 to 1050 code for a protein of 344 amino acids. Lineage: Eukaryota; Metazoa; Chordata; Actinopteri; Gonorynchiformes; Chanidae. The record is from RefSeq and is a predicted model, not a curated record. The transcript has 7 exons. Gene Ontology annotation, molecular function: signaling receptor activity. Gene Ontology annotation, cellular component: membrane.
CGACUACCGACAGACAUGCUCAGCAUCAAACUCCCACAGCUGUUUGACAUCCACCAGGUCCCCAAGGUGUUUCGGGAAGAUGGUAUCAUAUCGGGCUACCGCCAUCCCCAGAGCUCUGCCCUUGACUGUAUUCUCAGCAGCUUCCAGAUGACCAAUGAGACAGUCAAUAUCUGGACCCACUUCCUGCCAACAUGGUAUUUCUUAUGGAGGUUUUGUAUGCUCUGCUCCACCCUGAACUUCCUGACAGAGAGUUAUACCUGGCCGCUGCUGGUCUACAUGCUGCUGAUCUGUCUUUACCCGUUCACCUCCAGCUGUGCCCACACCUUCAGCACCAUGUCUCCAGAGGCACGCCACAUUUGCUACUUCUUUGACUAUGGAGCCCUCAGUCUCUACAGCCUGGGCUGUGCCGUUACCUAUGGCUCUUAUGUAAUGCCUGACUGCUGGGUCAACACUUGGCUCCACCAGCACUUUGUGGUUAUCGCCAUUGGCAACUCUCUCCUCUGCACCAGCAUGUCCUGCUACUCCAGAUUCCUUGAGUUGCAGUUCCCACACAGAAGUAAAAUCCUGCGCACAGGGGCAUUUGUUUUCCCAUUUAUCUUCGAUAACAUCCCUCUGUUCUACAGACUGCUGCUGUGCUGUGGGGGGAGCUGUAGUCACAGUGAGGCUCUGUCCAGUCACUGUUACCAUCUACUCUUUGCCUUCCUUACAUGCUUCCUUUUUGCAUCGCACCUGCCUGAGAGACUGGCUCCGGGUCGUUUUGAUUACAUUGGCCACAGUCACCAGCUCUUCCACAUCUGCGCUGUGGUGGGCACACACUUUCAGAUGGAGGCCAUCCUCACAGACAUGACAUCACGCAGAGAUUGGCUCAUUUCAAAUUCAGCCAUCCCCUCCUUCCUGGGCACAGUUGGGGCACUGGUUCUGGGUUUUCUCCUCAACCUGGGCAUUAUUGGCAUCUUCAGUGCCAGCUUGCUGUCAACACCUCACCAAAGCACUUCCGGACCUAGUACCAGCCAACCUCACCAACCCACACCCAAAAGCAAGGAGGACUGA